CUCCAGAGUGUCAGCUAGUUAUUUGUGGGGAGGCGCUGUAGCCAUUUCGCCACAUGAAAGCCCGAUGAGCUGAACGAGCAACAUCCGAGUUGUUCGUGGAGAAGCAGAAAUCAGCUUUGAGGAGCUCUGCGCGCACACACGUACGCGAACUUUGCGCGCAGAAGACGCACAGCGCUCACACACACACACACUUCCUCUCUAUCCACCGUGGAAAAAGAGAGAGAGAGAAAGAGAGAGAGAGGGGGAAUAGAGAGAAGACGCACGAAACUUCCAACUCUCCCAUGUGAAAAAGAGAGGUUUGAAGAUAAGGUGUAUUUUUCCCCCUCGGACCUCCUUUCCUUCCCCUUUCCUCUCUCUCUCUCUUUCUCUCUCUCUCAGUUCUUUUGCCGGGAUAUUUGUGUUUCUAUGAGAGCCUCUUUCGGCGAGAAGAGAAGUUUGGUUGUUUGCCUGGUCGGCUGAGGAGGAGGAGGAGGAGAAGAGUCUGUUUAAAAGAUGGUCCACAACGCCGCUUGGAGAAGAGGCUUGCUAUGCGUCCUGGCGCUCUACCUCGGCUUUGCGUCCCCGCCGUGCAAAGCUCGGAUUUACACCAACCAUUGGGCAGUCAGGAUAGCCGGGGGACCCGAGUUGGCUGACCGGAUAGCGGAAAAAUACGGCUAUAGAAACAUGGGACAGAUUGGGGAUCUUAGAGACCACUAUCACUUCUUCCAUAGUCGGACUAUUAAGAGGUCGACUUUGUCCAGCCGUGGUCGCCAUAGUUUCAUUUCCAUGGAGCCUAAGGUGGAGUGGAUACAGCAGCAGGUGGUGAAAAGGAGGAUCAAGAGGGAUUUCAAACAGGCCCCGCUCCUUUCGCUGUCAAGCCCCGCCCACAGCAGCCCAGCCCAAAACAACAUAUUCUAUAAUGACGCCAAGUGGAACAGUAUGUGGUAUAUUCACUGCAACGAUGACGUCCAUAAUUGCCAGUCGGAUAUGAACAUCAUGGGAGCGUGGAAGAGGGGCUACACGGGUAAAGACGUGGUGGUGACCAUAUUAGAUGACGGGAUCGAGAGGAACCACCCAGACCUCUAUCAGAACUACGACCCUCAGGCAAGCUAUGAUGUCAACAGCAACGAUGUGGAUCCCAUGCCUCGAUAUGAUGCGACCAACGAGAACAAACACGGCACACGGUGUGCGGGUGAAGUUGCUGCAGCUGCAAACAACUCCCACUGCAUUGUGGGAAUUGCCUACAAUGCCAGAAUAGGAGGUGUGCGAAUGCUGGAUGGAGAUGUAACGGACAUGGUGGAGGCCAGAUCUCUUAGCUUGAACCCACAGCACAUCGACAUCUAUAGUGCCAGCUGGGGACCCGAUGAUGACGGAAAGACCGUGGAUGGACCAGCAACUCUGGCCAGGCAGGCCUUUGACAAUGGCAUCCGCACGGGGAGAAAGGGCCGCGGCUCCAUCUUUGUAUGGGCUUCAGGAAACGGCGGGCGCAGCAGAGACCACUGCUCCUGCGACGGCUACACCAAUUCCAUCUACACCAUCUCCAUCUCCAGCACGGCUGAGAGCGGACGCAAGCCCUGGUACCUGGAGGAGUGCUCGUCUACACUGACCACCACUUAUAGCAGCGGGGAGAACUACGACCGAAAGAUUAUCACAACAGACCUGAGGCAUCGGUGUACAGACAGUCACACAGGGACGUCAGCCUCGGCUCCCAUGGCUGCCGCGAUAAUUGCUUUGGCCCUGGAGGCAAAUCCUCUGCUAUCAUGGAGAGACGUUCAGCAUAUCAUUGUGAAAACCUCUAGAGCCGGACACCUCAGCGCUCCUGACUGGAAGACGAAUGCUGCUGGUUACAAUGUCAGCCACCUGUAUGGUUUCGGCCUGAUGGAUGCCGAGGCGAUGGUGAAGGAGGCGGAGCGAUGGAAGCAAGUUCCCACUCAACAUGUUUGUGUGGAGAGUGCAGACCGACAAAUCAGAACCAUCCGUCCAGAGCACGUGGUUCGGUCCGUGUACAAGGCGACAGGAUGCACUGACAACCCCAACCAUCACGUGAUCUACCUGGAGCAUGUGGUCGUACGCAUAACGAUUACACACCCUCGCCGUGGGGACCUGUCAAUCAACCUGACUUCACCCUCAGGGACAAAGUCUCAGCUGCUUGCCAACAGGUUGUUUGAUCACUCCAUGGAGGGUUUUAAGAACUGGGAGUUUAUGACCACCCACUGCUGGGGAGAGAAGGCAGCUGGCGACUGGGUCCUAGAGAUCUAUGACUCACCUUCACAACUUCGCAGCCAGAAAGUGCCUGGCAAGCUAAAGGAGUGGUCACUGGUGCUGUAUGGCACCUCUGUGCACCCGUACUCAACUGGGCACAUAGAUAAGCCUCAGUUUCCAGAUGAUGAGGAAUUCCCAGAGGAGUACCCUGGCCCCUGUGACUCUGAAUGCAGUGAGAAUGGCUGUUGGGGUCCUGGACCCCACCACUGCAUUAACUGCCUUCAUUACUUCCUCAAGUUCAAGAACAACACCAGGAUGUGUGUAUCAGAGUGCCCCAGUGGAUUUUUCCGUGAUGAUAGGAAACGUUGCAAGAAGUGCUCCUCCUCUUGUGAGACCUGUGUUGGUAGUCGUAGUGACCAGUGCACCACAUGCAGGAGUGGUUUUAACCUCAUCGAGGGCUCCCACACGUGCGUCGCCAACUGUCCUGACGGCUUCUACCUCGAUAGCGAUUCCAACAUUUUUAGGCGAUGUCAGGAGAACUGUAAGAAGUGUACAGCCUCCAAUAUCUGCACAGAAUGUAAACCUGGGAUGAGCCUUCAGGCAAACAAGUGUCAGAUGACCUGUGACCCCGGGACUUACUACAACGGCCAUAGAAGGACCUGCGAACCAUGUCAUCGGGCCUGUGCCACCUGCGCAGGCACAGGAGUCGAGGCGUGCACAAAGUGUGCGGACGGCUACUUACUUGAGGAUUGGCGGUGUGUUUUAACAUGCAGUCCUAGCUACUACCUGUCAGAGCAGACCUCAGACAACGGGCAGGUGCAGAGGUCCUGUAAGAAGUGUGACAGUAGCUGCUAUGAGUGCUUGGGGCCCGGGGAAAGAAACUGCAGCAGCUGCAACAGUGGUUACAAUCUGGAGGCAGGAGCCUGCGUGGUGAGCACCAUCUGCAAAGAUGAAGAGUACUUGAGUAAACACAACAAGUUCCACCCGUGUGAUCCUUCCUGUCUGCGGUGCAAGGGUCCAGAGAGAGAUGACUGCACCAGCUGCCCUGCAACACGGUUCUUUGAUGAAGGACGCUGUGACACCCGCUGUCAGAAGGGCCGUUAUGCCGUGGGAAGACAAUGCCGCCUUUGUCACCACACCUGUCAGGAGUGUACCGAUGAGGGAGCUCAUAGCUGCACCACCUGUGACACAGAUAUAUUUGGCGUGGCCAGGUACCUCUUUCAGGGUCAGUGCCUGGAUGUCUGCCCAGAGGGGUUGUUCCAGUUUGAAGGCUCAGAAGGGAGACGCUGUGACAUGUGUCCGGCACACUGCAUCAUCUGCACUGAAACAGAUCGCUGCCUCCAAUGCAGCCCAGGACACAAGCUCAGAAAUGGCCACUGCAUCCCACUGCAUUGCAGCACAGGUGAAGCCUCGGAUGCAGAGGAUGAAAAGUGUCUUCUCUGUGAUGACGGCUGCGCACAGUGUAAACACAAUGAUUUGGGAGAUCAGGAGCAGGAAACUGUUUGCCUUAAAUGUGAAGAAGGUUACUACCAAUUAGGAAGCGAGUGCCAUCGGUCAUGUCCUUAUCGGACCUACAGUGUGGAAGAUGCCAUGGCGUGCGCUCCAUGUGAAGAUAAGCAAUGUGUAAUCUGUGACCAGUCCCAGUGCUACUGGUGUGAAGACGGAUUUUAUGUCUCCGAUGGCGAGUGUGUGGAUCGUUGUGAAGAAGGUUCCUUUGUGAAUGAAAAAAGCCGGCAGUGCGAGCCUUGUCACCGCAGCUGUCGUAGCUGCAGAGGGCCACGAUACAAUGGCUGUGACUCCUGCGAGGACGGGUUUAUGCUGAGGAACGGAGAGUGUUUAGAGGGAAGCCAGCGUGCCUCUUCCCUUGAGAAACACUUCAAAAAAACUCAGUACAAACGUGAGACGUGCCACUCCUCCUGUAAGACUUGCCUUGGUGGAGGGAAGGAGAACUGCACCACCUGCCACCCAGACCAUUUUUUGACUGCUCGACACACUUGCGUGGCUCACUGUCCUUCUGGCAUGUUUGCCAACGUGGAGUCUGGCCAGUGUGAGGAGUGCUCAGAAGGCUGUGUCAUGUGCCAGACUGCCAAUUUGUGCCAGCAGUGUCACAGUGGACUUUAUAUGGAAAACAGGAAGUGUGUGGUGGAGUGUCAGAGAGGGAUUCCUAAAGAUCUCAAAUGCCUGCCAUGUAGCACAGGGUGUGGAUCCUGUGUGAAAAGUAUCUUUCACUGUCUGAGCUGUGAGAGGCCGUACUUGCUGCUCAACAACUCCUGCGUGCUCCAAUGUCCUGAGGGUUAUUAUGCCAAUGAUACAGAAUGCUAUCACUGUCCAGCUCACUGCACUGAGUGCAAUCAGUAUGGCCUGUGCAAGAACUGUGCACCUUACUACUUUCUCCAUGAUGAUCAGUGUGUGGGUGAUUGUCCUGAUGGCUACUUUGCCAGUAUGAGCCAGCAGGAGUGUGUGCGUUGUCAUGAUGAUUGUGCUUUGUGUGAUGGACCCGACAUAGAUGACUGCACUCUAUGUCAAAGUGACAAAAAUGUACGUUACAGUGGAGAAUGUCUUUCUGAGUGUCCCAGCCAAACGUAUCAUGAUGAGACCAGCAAAGAAUGCAAAGAUUGUCCCAGUUCAUGUCUGACCUGCUCAGGCUCUGAGCCUACAUCCUGCCUCACCUGUGCUGAAGGCAGGCAAAAGGAUGCCACUGGACAUUGUGUGUGGUACAGUGAAUGCUCCCCGAGCUCAUACAAGGACCAGAAUGGGAAGUGUCAACAGUGCCAUAAACACUGCCAUGGUUGUAAUGGGCCAGGCAAAGACCACUGCUUAAGCUGUAACAGCCCACACUUCUUACUAGACAACACAUGCGUGCCGCAGUGUCCUGAGGGUUACUACGUUAAGGACCAGGAUGAGCGCUUGUGUGGGCGCUGCCACUUCAGCUGUAAGACGUGUACUGGCCACCACAGUGUGGAGUGUGUCACCUGUAAACCUGGAUUCUUCAAGCAGGGAGAGACCUGCGUCGAAACCUGCUCAGAGGGUCACUUUGGCAACACAGCCACCAUGGUGUGUGAGCGCUGUGACCCGUCCUGUAGCCAGUGUCAGGGUGGUGGUAGCGGAAACUGUCUGAGCUGCAGAAAGGGCUAUGUCUACAUGAAGCAGUGGGGGCAGUGCCUGCAGAGCUGCCCUCCAGGAUACUACCAAGUCAGUCAUUCCAUGAGCUGUCACAAGUGUCACCCUACCUGCAAGACCUGCAACGACAACAGCGCUUUAGCCUGUAAGUCCUGUUAUUUUGGCUACACGUUGAUGGCUACCAUGUGUACCGCCAAGUGUUCAAUAGGCUACUACGAUGCAUCAGAGGACUCAAAGUCAAAGAGCGAGAAACUCAAGUGCAGAGCGUGCCACCCGUCUUGUUUGGGCUGCCGAGGUCCCGGCAUAUGGAACUGCACCAUGUGCCACGCGGGCCAACUCCUCUCUGAUGAUGGCCGCUGCUUGACCUGUUGUGGAAAUGAGAUACGCCACAAAGAACAACAAAUCCCCAGGGAGUGCUGCAACUGCAAGUCAUCACAAUUCGAGUGCAUCUUGGAUGUCAACUUUGUGGUGCUGCAGGGGGAAGCUCAGAGCAGUGGAGCUAAAGUCUUUGCCUUCGUUUGUGUUCUCAUCAUCCUCUCUGUGGGCGGAGUGCUCUUUCUCAUCUUCAAUGCUCGGUCUAAACCCCGUGCCGCGACACCCAAAACCAGAGCUGGAGGGUACCAGAAACUGAGCACCAAGGAAAACACUGCACCACAACCUGCCAGCUCUUCAUUUGGGGAGUACAACGACAGAAUUAUUGACGGUGACGAUGACGAAGAAGAGGAAGAUGAUGAUAUUGUGUACAUGUCACAAGAUGGAACGGUGUAUAAGAAGUUCAAGUAUGGGCUCUUGGAUGAAGAUGAGAUUGAACUAGAGUAUGAUGAUGAGAGCUACUCGUAUAGAUGAAGAGAGCGGACAGGGAUGGUUCUCCGUUUGAUGUUUAUUUUGCAACUUUGUUGUGCAAUGCCUUUUUUUGUAAAAAAAGAAACCGAUCAGUCAUGUUAAUUUAAUCCUUUUUUAAAAAACAAUUUGUAUUCCUUUAGAAAAUAUUUAAUUUCUAACAGUUAAUUAGCUGGUGGGGCAAAGCUAUGUGUGGGAAUGGAAUUAUGGGUAUA
Molecule: messenger RNA, 6356 nt
Organism: Neolamprologus brichardi
Lineage: Eukaryota; Metazoa; Chordata; Actinopteri; Cichliformes; Cichlidae
Source: RefSeq, a predicted model, not a curated record